AUGGACAGGGAUCGCGACCGAGACAGAAGACCCUUCCCUCGCGAAGACCAAUACGGUGACGGCCGAGGUCAAUCCUAUCGCCCUCCUCGUUCUCCCGUGCCUCGAUCAGAUACUUACCGCGCUCCUCGCUCUCCGCCGAGAGGAAACGCAUAUGUCGACUCGUACCGCGCUCCACCAAGAAACCGUAGCCGCUCGCCGCCGCCAUUCCGUCGUCGCUCACGAAGCCCUCCCCCAUUUAGGCCCAGAGAUGGAGGAGAUUCUUAUAGAGGAAGAGCUCGCUCACCACCACCUAGGAGGGGCGGUUUCAUGAGAGAUGAGAGUUAUCGACCACCUCCUCCCUCGCGCUUCCACAGAGACACACUGCCAUACAACACCCGUUCACCAGUACGUGCUCCUCGCGAUCGUUCACCUCUUCCUCUGAAGCGUGGUCGUGAUGUUUCACCUGCUGGUAGCCGUGGCAGAAGAUCACCUCCUCCCCCAGCCAAGCGUGAGAGACUGGAUUCACCGCCCCGCUCAAGAUACAAUGCAUAUCCUCCAUCGAGAGACGUUAGCCCUGGACCUGGACGCGAUAGACGAGAGAUGCGCUUGACUCCUCCUCGUGGUGUCACUCGCGGCUACCGUCUUUUGUCACGCUCGCCUAUACAUCACAAUGAGAACAUCAACCCACGCAAGGUCGACUGGAGACGUCGUUCGCCAUCACCACAAAGACCUCGUCCUGAUCUUAUCUCGAACGAACACUCUGGCGCUGCCAGUGUCACCAGCUCAAGACGCUCAUCCCCACCUAUCCACCCCAGUAGACUUGCCGCGAUCGACCCUCUGCCUAAAGAAGACUUGUUCGCAAAUCGCGUCCCUCGACCUAUUUCGCCAGCUCCCGCUCCGCCCAGAUCGCCUGUCGUUUCGAGACCUCGAUCACCCAUUCCUUCUAGACCUAGAUCGCCUAUUCCCUCACGUCCCAGAUCACCAAUCGCACCCCCAGCAGAUGUCCGCUCGCCUUUGCGUGUCAAGCGCGAACCCACACCUCCUCGCGAGCGCGAGAUACCCACUGGUCCAGCCGCUCGUGCCCCUCCGACAGGCCCGGCAAAACAAGACGACGCCCCGCAAGUCAGAGCGCCGCCAACAGGUCCUGGUGCUUCCAGAUCAUACGCCCAAGCUACUGGCGACGCACCUAUCCCUACUGGACCGCGAUUGAGGGCGAACUCGCCUCCUACACAUCCAAGAGGAGGCAUGAUGGGAAGAGGAGGAUUCCAAAGGGAUUAUCCUCCACGAGACUUUGGCUCGCGUAAUGAUUACCAUGGAUCACGAGGAAGAGGAGGACCUUACGGCGGGCCGUCUUAUCGCGGAGGCCGUGGCGGCGGUUAUGCUACACAGUACAACAGGGACCAAGACUUUGCUUCAGUACCACCUUCAGGCCCUCGUGGUUCGAUGAGUUCCCAUGCUCCACCACCCCCACUUCGCGGUGGUGCAAACACUUCCGGAACAUACCCACGCACUACUCGCUUUGCACCAAACGGCGCACCAUUACCUUCUGGACCCAAAGCGGACGUGGUCAUGGGUGGCAUGGGUGAGUUCGACAGGGGACCGAAGCCUGGCAAUGCCUACCUUGCAGAUCUUCCGCGUGUCAUCAGCGGCGGAGUCAAAGCACCCGAGCUCUACGACAGAGGACGCCUGAACAAGCUGGAGGACGAGGCGGAGAAGUUGCGACAAGUCAUAGAAGACAAGCAAGAACGCAAGCGCAAAGGAUUGAAAGAAUGGGCCAAGCUCAGUCGCGAGAGCGAGACUGCAAGUUUCAGAGCGCAACUGGCCGAUGAGAAUGUGAGAGCGCUUGCUGGGGAGACUGAUGGCGGCGCUGCAUUUUGA
Molecule: messenger RNA, 1857 nt
Organism: Aureobasidium namibiae CBS 147.97
Lineage: Eukaryota; Fungi; Ascomycota; Dothideomycetes; Dothideales; Saccotheciaceae
Exons: 2
Coding region: 1-1857 (618 amino acids)
Source: RefSeq, a predicted model, not a curated record